Anastrepha obliqua is the source of this 2474-nucleotide messenger RNA. It is a transcript of the gene nAChRalpha7, whose product is annotated as neuronal acetylcholine receptor subunit alpha-7. The record is from RefSeq and is a predicted model, not a curated record. Gene Ontology annotation, biological process: nervous system process; chemical synaptic transmission; regulation of membrane potential. Gene Ontology annotation, molecular function: transmembrane signaling receptor activity; acetylcholine-gated monoatomic cation-selective channel activity. NCBI's taxonomy places the organism in Eukaryota, Metazoa, Arthropoda, Insecta, Diptera, Tephritidae. The transcript is spliced from 15 exons. Bases 1 to 2205 code for a protein of 734 amino acids. Gene Ontology annotation, cellular component: postsynaptic membrane; synapse; neuron projection.
AUGCAUUCCGAAAUUAAAGCUAUGCGCAAAUCACACACCGAAGAUGUGGUAUCAGCUAUUUCCAUGCUCACAAAGGAAGUCAAAGAACUCCGACGCAUUGCAUGCUCUUGCAAGUGUGCUAACAAAAAUGUGAAAAGUGCAUCAAAACAAUUGUCUCCUAAGUCUGCCGUCAAUUUGCCAUCUACCGCUUCUUCGCUUUCUCUUCACAUAAAUCCUCUCCCAGCUGUAGAAGAGGGAAAUAAAUCUAAUCAACAAACGGCUCAGCCAAUUGAGCAACGCAAGACCAACAAAGUAUCGUGUUCAGCAACGGUGGUGGAUUCUGCUGCGGCUGCGACUGCAUCUUACGCCGACGUUGCUAAAUUAACUUCUCAUCCCGCCUCUGCUGCGGAUGCCUCUGCUUCUGCUUCUAACUCUGCGUCCGCUCUUUCUAUUGGUACGAAUAAGCCAAAAGUGAAAGCGCUUACUCGUAAAAUCGUUGUUGGGUCGAGCUCAAAUGAUGAAUUAAAUGUUGCUCAUAGAAUGAAAUGGUUACAUUUAUCUUCAUUUAAGCCAUCUGUAACAACAAAUCGCCUUGACGAUGGCUUACCCCUUAUUUCUACUUCUGGUUUUAUGAAUGUAGCCAACGACACUAAUACUGUUAAUUCUAACCACUUAAUUUCUAACCACUCUGUGAUUUGCACAGCUGGCCCGCAUGAGAAACGCCUACUGCACGCCCUGCUCGACAACUACAACAGUUUGGAGCGCCCCGUUGUGAAUGAAUCCGAUCCACUACAGCUGAGCUUUGGGCUGACGCUAAUGCAAAUCAUUGAUGUGGACGAGAAGAAUCAAUUGCUAAUAACAAACAUUUGGCUCAAAUUGGAAUGGAAUGACAUGAAUUUGCGUUGGAACUCAAGCGAAUAUGGUGGCGUCCGAGAUCUACGAAUUCCGCCACACAGACUGUGGAAACCGGAUGUGCUCAUGUACAACAGCGCCGAUGAGGGGUUCGAUGGCACCUACGCCACCAAUGUUGUGGUCCGCAACAAUGGCUCGUGUCUCUAUGUGCCGCCCGGUAUUUUCAAAUCCACCUGCAAAAUCGACAUCACAUGGUUUCCGUUCGAUGAUCAACGCUGUGAGAUGAAGUUCGGUUCAUGGACAUAUGAUGGCUUUCAGUUGGAUUUGCAGCUGCAAGACGAAGCCGGCGGUGACAUUUCAAGUUUCAUAACGAACGGCGAAUGGGACCUGCUAGGUGUACCCGGUAAACGAAAUGAAAUCUACUAUAAUUGCUGCCCAGAACCUUAUAUUGACAUAACGUUCGCCAUUUUAAUACGACGGAAAACUUUGUACUAUUUUUUUAACCUUAUUGUGCCGUGCGUGCUGAUAGCUUCAAUGGCACUGCUAGGGUUCACACUGCCCCCCGAUUCUGGUGAGAAGCUCUCGCUAGGAGUUACAAUUCUACUAUCGCUAACAGUCUUCCUCAACAUGGUGGCCGAAACGAUGCCAGCGACCUCAGAUGCAGUGCCGCUCCUAGGAACUUAUUUCAAUUGCAUUAUGUUUAUGGUGGCCUCAUCAGUUGUGUCAACCAUACUUAUCCUCAAUUAUCAUCAUAGAAAUCCAGAUACGCAUGAAAUGAGUGAAUGGAUAAGAGUAAUAUUCCUUUAUUGGUUACCUUGCAUAUUGCGGAUGCAAAGGCCGGGACAAGUCGGCUACGAAUGCCCACCGCCGCCAUCGUCAUCGAGCUCGUCUAAUGCCGGCGAUAAGAAGCAUCAACUGCAGAAUGUCGAACUGAAAGAAAGAUCAUCAAAGUCAUUACUCGCCAAUGUGCUGGAUAUUGAUGAUGACUUUCGCUGCAAUCAUCGCUGUGCCAGUGCCACAUUGCCACACCAGCCAACCUAUUAUCGUGCCAUGUACAGGCAAGGCGAUGACGGCAGCGUCGGCCCGGUGGGUCCUGUCGGUCCUGUUGGCCCGGUCGGUGAUGCGCGAAUGCACGAGGCCAUGUCGCACACCUGCCUCAGCUCAUCGGCGGAAUAUGAAUUGGCGCUCAUCCUCAAAGAGCUGCGAUGGAUCACAGAUCAGUUAAAGAAGGAGGAUGAAACGGGCGAUAUCACACGUGAUUGGAAAUUUGCAGCGAUGGUAGUCGAUCGCUUGUGCCUUAUAAUUUUCACGCUUUUCACAAUAAUUGCCACUUUGGCGGUACUUUUCUCCGCACCACAUUUCAUUUUCCCGUAAUUGGUGUUCGUUUUGCAAGCGCUUUCGCGGGUCUGGAAUUUACAGCAGCAUCGUUCGUUUCAGCCGUCAAACCAGAAAGUUUCGACUACUUUAAGAAAAGCUAUGCAUUAUUGUUUAUUUUAAUUUCGAAUGGUAAAUGUUACAAAAACUUAACUUUAGUUCGGCUAAAAUAUUUUAAAUAUUAACAGUAAUCGCAACGCAUGUAUGUAUGUAUGUAAAGAUACAAGACAAAACAAAAUGUGCCUCAGUCAAUGAACGAACAAGCGUAA